This is a messenger RNA of Exophiala mesophila, 2499 nucleotides long. RefSeq lists its product as uncharacterized. Gene Ontology annotation, molecular function: ammonium channel activity. Lineage: Eukaryota; Fungi; Ascomycota; Eurotiomycetes; Chaetothyriales; Herpotrichiellaceae. Gene Ontology annotation, cellular component: plasma membrane. The coding region runs from base 390 to 2030 and encodes 546 amino acids. Gene Ontology annotation, biological process: ammonium transmembrane transport. The transcript is spliced from 3 exons. The record is from RefSeq and is a predicted model, not a curated record.
CGCCUUUCCGAUUUCGCCCUCGCCCUGCGUCAAUUUUUGUUCGACAUGCCUCAUAUGCUUUUGCUGCUCGUCACUUUUCUUUUUUUAAUCAGCCAAAGCGUUUCGUUUCUGACUCUGGGCCCAAACGACCUAUGUUAAACAAGACCUUCGCCCUGUUGCCAUCACUCUCUGUCACUCUCCAUCCGUUCUUGCCAUUUCUCUUACCUAACAUAACCUCAACACCACCGCUUUCUCUCCUACCCUCUCACGACUUUCGCCCUCGUCCACAUACCGUGGUGGGGUUGUACUACGUCCCCUCUUACUUCCCCAGAGUGGGAUCCCAGACACACCGACGCCUACGUCAGGCGUAACCACAGCAUCCCAGCAAGAAAUCGUCCUCAAGAAACAACAUGUCGUCGGAGCUCGAUACCGUACCCUCCCAAUACCUUCCCUCCUACGCUUCAUACCCAUGGGUUGGCGCCCCUGCAGAUUACUCUCUGACCACCAACGAGGCCACCGGUGGUGACUCCAGAAUCGAAAACUUGAACAAAUGGUACCAAUCCGGUGACACAGCAUAUAUUAUCCUUUCAUCAUGUCUCGUGUUGGUCAUGAUACCGGGGCUGGGCUUCCUGUACUCUGGCCUGGCCCGAAGAAAGUCUGCACUCUCCAUGAUGUGGGCGUGUAUGGCGGCUGGAUCUGUCAUUAACUUCCAAUGGUAUUUCUGGGGUUACUCGCUCACUUUCUCGACCAAUACAUCCAACGGUUUCAUUGGAGAUCUGCAUCAUUUUGGCCUCAAGGAGGUUCUGGGUCAACCGAGCCCUGGCUCUCCUCUUGUGUCAUCUCUGUUGUAUGCCUUUUAUCAGAUGCAAUUUUGCGCCGUCACAGCCGCUAUCAUAGCAGGUGCUGUCGCUGAGCGUGGUCGUCUUCUUCCCUUUUUGGUUUGGCUGUUCCUCUGGGCCACCAUUGUUUAUAACCCAUUAGCCUGUUGGGCAUGGAACGCCAAUGGAUGGGCUUUCAAUUACGGUGUCAUGGAUUAUGCCGGCGGUGGACCCGUCGAAAUCGGCUCUGGACUGUCGGCUCUUGCAUAUUCCAUGGUUUUGGGAAAGCGACAGGAAAAGAUGAUGCUCAACUUCCGCCCUCACAACGUCUCCUUCAUCCUCCUCGGCACCGUCUUCCUGUGGUUUGGCUGGCUCGGCUUCAACGGUGGCUCAUCUUUCGGUGCCAACCUGAGAGCUGUUAUGGCAUGCUGGAACUCCAGCUUGACUGCCACUAUGGCCGCCAUCACCUGGGUUCUGCUCGAUUUCAGACUCGCCCGAAAAUGGUCUAUGGUUGGUUGGUGUUCAGGAACCAUUUCAGGUCUUGUUGCCGCCACUCCUGCUUCAGGUUAUCUUGAGACCUGGGGUUCCAUCGCUCUGGGUGUCGCUACUGGUAUCAUUUGCAAUUUUGCCACCAAGAUCAAAUACUGGAUCCACAUCGAUGACACCAUGGACGUGUUCGCUGAGCACGGUGUCGCCGGUAUUGUCGGACUUGUUUUCAACGCCCUCCUCGGCGUUGAUUAUGUGGUGGGCCUCGACGGUGUCAACACCGGAUCUGAAGUGGGCGGAUGGCCAAUUGGUCAAUGGAAGCAACUUUACAUUCAAAUCGCCUACAUUGUCGCCUGCUCAGCAUAUUCUUUCGUUGUCAGCGCCGUGUUGGCCUACCUCGUCAACUUUAUUCCCGGACUCCACCUCCGUGCUUCAGAAGAGGCUGAGCUCCUCGGUAUGGAUGACGAUCAGCUCGGCGAAUUUGCCUACGACUAUGUUGAGGUGCGCAGAGACUAUUUGGCGUGGACACCAACAACCAAGGACCAAGGAUCUGUUGACCCAGAUCCAUCCCAAGACCAACGCCACGGAAUCGAGGGACACAGUAAGAUGUUCAAGAAUGCAGAUACCACCAGCACUGGAUCUGGCAGUGGAGAGCCGACUGUGGAACCUGUACAUGAGCCGAUUGUGGCCAAGGAUGACCGACCUGCCGCGGUCGCUGAGGACGCAGAGAAGGAGAAAGCCGCAUGAGCAUGAGCACCAACACAGACGAAACCAUCGAAAUGGAUUCCCAAGCAAUCAACGUGGUUUCCUAUCGCGCAGACUGAGUCUGGUCCACCCAUCUUUCCCAUGUACACAGUCUCCUCAAUCGUUUCUAUUACUACUUCACCUUUUUUUCCCACCUGCCUAGAUCUAGCGAAGACUUAUUCCCUUAUUCUAAUUUGGGGACGAAUGGAGCAUAUUCUGAUUUCCACGAGCCUGCUGAGCCUGAUCAUUCUGGCACACAGAUAAACAAGUACAUCAAGCAAUGGUUCUGCUUUGGACAGACCUGUUUUGUCUUUCCGUUAUGGUGGCGUCGACGUAAGCAGUGGGGCUGAGAUGAGAUGGCUCUCACUAGUGCUUUGUCGACCAAGAACGAAGUUGAUAUAUACAUACCUAUCCUUACUUAGAUACAGAUACCCAAAUUACAGAUACAUGAAAAAUACAAUGAUACGGUCAG